UAUAGAGUAAUUAUGGCUCAUUGGCUCAUUCAAGAUCCAAUAUAAAAAGGUGACAAUUACAUACAAUCAUCAUUAUUUCCUUGAUUAAUCUCAACAUAAUUAAAAGGUACAAACGUUGACAAAUCUCAAAAGCUCCCUCAAACAACUAACCAUGGUGUCUAAACCAUCUCACAUUGCUGUCAUCAUUCUCUCCCUCUUCUUGCUCUCGGCGACCUUCAACCUCGUCGCUGGCCAUAGUACCGAGAAGAAAAGCGAAUGCACCUGUAUAAGAGAAGACAAAGACGAGCAUGCAGGAGAAGUAGUCGAUAAAAGUGUCUUACAUUAUAAAAUUGGAUCAAUUGUUGUCAUAUUAGUUGCGAGUGCGCUGGGAGUUUUUCUUCCCAUAGUGGGGAAAAACAUCCCAGCGCUUCACCCUAAUAAGGGUGGAUUCUUCCUAGUUAAGGCAUUUGCAGCCGGGGUCAUCCUAUGUACCGCAUUCAUCCACAUCUUACCUGAGGCCUUUGAGAACCUAACUAGCCCAUGUCUCGGUGAAGAUUCACCAUGGGCUAGUUUUCCCAUCACUGGCCUCGCCGCCAUGGGCGGGGCUAUUCUGACUUUGAUGAUGGACUCCAUUGCUAUGCGCCAUUUUCGUAAGGCUCACGGCCUUGAUGAUCAUAAUGCCGCUGAUGAGGAGGCUAAGGAUGCUCAUCACCAUGUUCAUGGUUCAAGUAGCGUAGUCCCUCAAGGUCUAAGUCAAGCGGAACAAGUCAGAUAUAGAGUCACUUCACAGGUGUUGGAGAUGGGUAUUGUGGUUCAUUCAGUAAUUAUAGGAAUAUCACUGGGUACUUCUGAAAGUCUCGAUACCAUUAAACCUCUAAUGGCGGCUUUGUGCUUCCAUCAAUUCUUCGAAGGUGUAGGACUUGGUGGAUGCAUUGUACAGGCAGCGUUCAAGUCAGCAUCUACAUUGUGCAUGGCAUUGUUCUUCUCCCUCACAACUCCAGUAGGAAUCGCAAUCGGAAUAGGAAUAUCUAAUGUUUAUGAUGAAAGUAGUCCAACAGCUCUUAUUGUUCAAGGGUUGUUAGAUGCGGUGGCGGCCGGAAUUUUGAUUUACAUGGCACUUGUAGAUCUUCUAGCUCAAGAUUUUAUGAACCCUAAGAUGCAAACCAACACUAGGCUUUUCUUUGGAGCAAAUCUUACCUUGCUACUUGGUGCUGGUUUUAUGGCUGUUUUAGCUAUAUGGGCUUAAUUUUUUACCAUGACUUUAAGCUUUUUGUGAAGUGAUCACUGAUUAUAUUGAUUUUUACAUCCUUUAAAUUUUUUUAUUAUUAUUUUUUUUUUAAUUUUUUGAGUGUUAUCCGGUGAUGAACUACAUACAUUUUUGUAAGUAUCAUAUCAUUUAAUACAUGUUAUACUCCGUGUGAUUAAGAAACAUUCAUAGUAUGUAUUAAGUAAAUUGAGUAAAUUGAUUUUGAAAAAUUUGUUGUUUUAAUUAAUUAAGCAAAGCUUGUAAGAGUUCAGCAACUUUUUUGUGUGGCUGGCCACACCAUGUGGCAGGGGUUAUUUGUAUGUAUUACUUAUUCAGGGGUUACUUGUAUGUGUUACUUAUUCAAGGGUUACUUGUAGGGGUU
This is a messenger RNA of Chenopodium quinoa (quinoa), 1607 nucleotides long. RefSeq names its product zinc transporter 5-like. The transcript is spliced from 3 exons. Gene Ontology annotation, cellular component: plasma membrane. Gene Ontology annotation, molecular function: zinc ion transmembrane transporter activity. The coding region runs from base 152 to 1225 and encodes 357 amino acids. Gene Ontology annotation, biological process: zinc ion transmembrane transport. The record is from RefSeq and is a predicted model, not a curated record. NCBI's taxonomy places the organism in Eukaryota, Viridiplantae, Streptophyta, Magnoliopsida, Caryophyllales, Amaranthaceae.